Aricia agestis (brown argus) is the source of this 553-nucleotide messenger RNA. Its product is annotated as rhodanese domain-containing protein CG4456-like. The record is from RefSeq and is a predicted model, not a curated record. The coding region runs from base 54 to 473 and encodes 139 amino acids. NCBI's taxonomy places the organism in Eukaryota, Metazoa, Arthropoda, Insecta, Lepidoptera, Lycaenidae. Gene Ontology annotation, cellular component: mitochondrion. The transcript is spliced from 4 exons. Gene Ontology annotation, molecular function: thiosulfate-cyanide sulfurtransferase activity.
UACUUAUUAUGUUAUACUUAUAACCUACAUCAGAACCAAGGAGUGGGGAUAAAAUGUUGAGUCGAAGUAUUUUGACAUCUCUAAGAAACUUUUAUAGCUCUUCAUUGUUACUGUCAAAGAUGGUUGAUCCAAAAAGAGUAAUUAGUUAUGAAGACAUGCUUAAAAUUGUUCGCCAGCCCGAAAAAGUUAUAAUAGAUGUCCGAAACCCUGAAGAAAUUAGCUCCACAGGAAGGAUUCCAUCAAGCAUUAAUAUACCAUUAAAUUCAAUUGAUACUGUUUUGUCUUCGAUGCCAUCAGAAGAGUUUAAGAGACAAUUUAAAAGGGACAAGCCUUCAGAAUCUGAUGAGCUAAUAUUCUAUUGUCGCUCAGGGAAAAGAGCAACAGAGGCACUUGACAAGGCACUGAAACUGGGCUUCUCAAACUCUAAAAAUUACUUGGGCAGUUGGGAAGAAUGGUCAAGCAAACAAAAGUAAUAUAAUAUGGUAAUAUGAAGGGUAGUAUACAUAUUUUGUAUUGAUUUAUUCUAUGACUACAUUAAAUUCAUUGCAUAUUU